Messenger RNA from Oncorhynchus kisutch (coho salmon), 2855 nucleotides. RefSeq names its product cell surface A33 antigen. Bases 139 to 978 code for a protein of 279 amino acids. The record is from RefSeq and is a predicted model, not a curated record. The transcript has 7 exons. Gene Ontology annotation, cellular component: plasma membrane. NCBI's taxonomy places the organism in Eukaryota, Metazoa, Chordata, Actinopteri, Salmoniformes, Salmonidae.
ACGUAAUAAAUACACGCCAGGUGCCUGCAGUUUGGUUUACCUGAGUGAGGUGCGCUUGGAGCACCAAUAUUGGACAUUUGACACCUGAGAGGACUGCAAACACUAUUCCUGUGGGUGAUUGAAAAGGGGACAUCGACAAUGAUACUAUUUUUCAUACUUGCAGUUUUCUCCUCUGCCAGAGGCCUACAGGUGACCAUUGGACAACCUACAUAUGAGGUUGCGCGAGGCGAUGAUGUCACCCUGCUGUGUAGUUUCAUUCCUGCUGCACAACCCAACCCCUCCACGUUGGUCAUCAUCACAUGGUCCAUGGAGGCUGAUAGCCCUGUUGAUCCGAAGAUUGUUAUUGCCACAUUCUACUCUAUCAAAAAUCAAGUGGACAUCAAGCCUUCCUAUAAAGACCGAGCAGAGAUGACCCAUGACAUCACUGGAGGGCGGAGCACCCUGACCCUCCGCAAGGUGUCCAUGCAGGACAACAGGCUGUGGCAGUGCAGGGUGCAGAUCCCUGGAGACGAGGAGGGGACGCCUUCCACCACCACCGAACUAGUGGUCCUUGUGGCUCCCUCUGUGCCCGUCGUCAGCGUACAGGGCGAAGCAGAGUACUGGAACAACAUCAACCUGACCUGUGUGUCUGAGGAGGGCUCCCCCGCGCCGACCUAUAGCUGGAAAACAAACGAUGUCACGAAUACUCCCAGAGUAUUCCCACCGAGGACCACUGAGAAGAAUGGUGUUCUAUCUCUGUUUAAUAUCUCCAUGGAGACUUCUGGUUUCUUCAUCUGCACCGCGACCAACCAGGUCCGAUCUGCCAGCUCAAACUUCACCCUCACUGUCAUGCCCCCCUCCAUGAAGGUCGGGUCCACAGUAGCCAUCAUCGGAGGGGUCGUAGCUGGGUUCCUGGUCCUGGGAUUGUCAUAUACUGCUGCAGGAAGAAGAGGAACAAAUCUAAACAGGAGAAUGUUCAAGGUGUUCCAGAAGUGGUGAAGUUCCAUGACACGCCGACACUCAACGUUGGGGCAGGUUACCGGGACGACAUACCGGAAGACAGGACUGAGGGGAGCAUCGUGCUGCAUGACCAAUACGAGACAAAAGGGGAGAUGGAUCACGAUGACCAAAGUGUUAGAACAGAUUGCAGUGAUGGCCGUAAGGAGAAGUCUGAUGACAACCGCAACAACUAUGGAGAUCAGCGCGAUCGCUAUGGUGGCAGCCGCGAUCGCCUCGACGACCAGCGCGAUCGCUAUGGUGGCAGCCGCGAUCGCCUCGACGAUCAGCGUGUUCGAUAUGGUGGCAGUCGUGAUCGCCUUGACGACCCACCUGUUCGCUUUAGUGGCAGCCGCGAUCGCCUUGACGACCCACGUGUUCGCUAUGGUGGCAGCCGUGAUCGUCUUGACGACCCGCCUGUUGUUCGCUAUGGUGGCAGCCGUGAUCGCCUUGAUGACCCGCCUGUUGUUCGCCAUGGUGGCAGCCGUGAUCGUCUUGAUGACCCGCCUGUUGUUCGCCAUGGUGGCAGCCGUGAUCGUCUUGAUGACCCGCCUGUUGUUCGCCAUGGUGGCAGCCGUGAUCGUCUUGAUGACCCGCCUGUUGUUCGCCAUGGUGGCAGCCGUGAUCGCCUUGAUGACCCGCCUGUUCGCCAUGGUGGCAGCCGUGAUCGCCUUGAUGACCCGCCUGUUCGCCAUGGUGGCAGCCGUGACCGCCUUAAUGACCAGCAUGAUCGGUACAAUGACCAGUACGACGAAUCAUAAGAUGACCAACAUGUCCUAUUUCCAGGUUGUCCAAGGGAAUUACAGCCAUCCUCCUCAAUGCUAAUCUGCUGGUACAGGGAGCCUACUUCAGUAGUAUCCCAUGCUGGUGCACUACCCUAUCAUUUCCCCUUUGAUUCUAAUGCCUCACAAACAAUCAUUAAUGUUACUCGAUUUCCAGGCUGUUGUUAACUGCCCAAGGUGCUCAGUGAUUUGGACAUUUACUCAAUCAAAAUAAUACCAGAUCUUGGUGCACUUGAUAACCGGAAUUUGGAAAAUACAAAAUUUAUUUUAUUUGAUAGACAAACUAGGCCUAGACUUGGUCUUGGUAUUUUAUGAGCAUCCCCAUUAACUGUUGCAAAAGCAGCAGCUACUCUUUCUGGAGUCCACAAGAACAGCUCAAUAGACAAGAACAGCUCAAUAGACAAGAACAGCUCAAUAGACAAGAACAGCUCAAUAGACAAGAACAGCUCAAUAGACAAGAACAGCUCAAUAGACAAGAACAGCUCAAUAGACAAGAACAGCUCAAGGACAGAAGAUAAUAUGACAAGACCAAAUUUCUAACUGAAACAUGGCCCAUGGGUCACUUCUCCACGGCCCUGUAAAGACCUGAAAGGACUGGAUCAAGAUCUGUGUCUAGGUGGUGAAGGCCUCUCUUCAACAGCUACUGUGUCACUGUGUCUUAGUCUCCUACAUGAGGCUAACAGAAAGCUAUUACCAUGCUAUUCAGAAGGAUUCCUCUCAAGGAGGUUGAUGAAUUACCUUGUGGUUGGUGUGAACCAACUGGACCUAAAUCAAGUUUUACCAUGAAAACAAGUGCCCUUGGGUUGUAUGACCCCAUGUUGAGUUGAGUAUGUGUGUAAUUAUGGAAUUGUUUUGACCCUGUGUUACAUAUUUGAAUUAUUACUUUGUGGUGAAAGUAGACGACAUCAAAUCUUUUUUUUUUUAUAACGCACUGAUUUCCUGUUUUCUUUGCUAGUAAUUACUCCAAUCAAUAAAUGAACUGUAAGGUGUAUGGCAAGGAAGAGACUUAUGUAAUUACGACAUUUGUAUUAAUUUAAAUGAAUCAUAUAUAUAUAUGUUUUAAACAAGAUAAUAAAGGGAAGAAGUGGAGGAAAAACU